Messenger RNA from Alligator sinensis (Chinese alligator), 2300 nucleotides. It is a transcript of the gene WRAP73, whose product is annotated as WD repeat containing, antisense to TP73. The coding region runs from base 187 to 1488 and encodes 433 amino acids. NCBI's taxonomy places the organism in Eukaryota, Metazoa, Chordata, Crocodylia, Alligatoridae. The record is from RefSeq and is a predicted model, not a curated record. Gene Ontology annotation, molecular function: protein binding. The transcript is spliced from 12 exons. Gene Ontology annotation, cellular component: microtubule organizing center; MWP complex; mitotic spindle. Gene Ontology annotation, biological process: protein localization to mitotic spindle pole body; mitotic sister chromatid segregation; microtubule anchoring at mitotic spindle pole body.
GGAGACGCCCUCCCCGAGAGGAGGCGGCGGCGGUUGGGGUUUUCCUGCCCCCGGCUCUGCUCUCUGCCGCUGAGAGGGCGGAGGAAAGCACCUGCUUGCGGCUCCCCUGCCGGGUGGCCGCGGUCGGGGGCAGCGCGCCCUCUCGGCCGGCCCUAGAGAAGCGAGUCUCCCUGUUGCGCUGUCGAAAUGGGGAUGAAAACCCAUAGGGCUUCAUGUGUGCAGUACCGUUUGAUAGUUCGAGAUGUGAACACCCUUCAAAUCCUUCAGCUCUACACUUGCCUGGAUCAGAUCCAAUAUGUGGAAUGGUCAUCUGAUUCUCUCUUUAUAUUAUGCGCCAUGUACAAACGAGGGAUUGUUCAGGUCUGGUCUUUAGAACAGCCAGACUGGCACUGCAAGAUUGACGAAGGGUCAGCAGGAUUGGUGGCUUCGUGCUGGAGUCCGGAUGGUCGUCACAUUCUCAAUACCACAGAGUUUCAUCUGCGGAUAACUGUCUGGUCCUUGUGUACAAAAUCUGUAUCUUAUAUCAAGUAUCCCAAAGCCUGUCAGCAGGGGAUAGCCUUUACGAAAGAUGGUCACUACAUGGCCUUAGCAGAGAGACGUGACUGCAAAGACUUCAUUAGCCUAUUUGUGUGCAGUGAUUGGCAACUCUUGCGGCAUUUUGACACUGAAACUCAAGACUUGGCUGGCAUUGAAUGGGCUCCAAAUGGAUGUGUUCUGGCCGUGUGGGAUACCUGUCUGGAGUAUAAAAUUUUGCUGUACUCCCUUGAUGGCCGACUGCUAUCCACAUAUCGUGCAUAUGAAUGGUCACUGGGUAUUAAAUCAAUUGCCUGGAGCCCCAGCAGUCAGUUUUUGGCGAUUGGCAGCUAUGAUGAAAAGGUACGCAUAUUGAACCAUGUGACGUGGAAGAAGAUCACAGAGUUUGAGCAUCCUCCAAUCAUUGCUAACCCAAAGAUUAUUGUUUAUAAGGAAGUGGAGAAAUCUGCAACUGUAGAAACACAGAAACUCUCUUUCCCACCGACCAGAGAACUGGCCAGCUCUCUCUUCAGUAUACCAAGUAAAUAUGACAUUUCCCAGGUGCCCAUGUCUUUACAGUACAUCAAACCGGUUGCUGAUAGGGCAAAUCCAAGAAUUGGAAUUGGAACACUGGCAUUUAGUCCUGAUAACUGUUUCCUGGCAACUAAAAAUGAUAAUACUCCUAAUGCCAUCUGGAUCUGGGACAUUCAGAAGCUUAAGUUGUUCGUAGUCUUGGAGCAGUUGUGUACCGUUAACUCAUUUCAGUGGGACCCACGCCAACCUCGACUUGCCAUAUGCACUGGAAAUAGUAAAGUGUACCUGUGGUCCCCAGCAGGAUGCGUGUCAGUGCAGGUACCAAUGGAAGGUGAUUUCCAGGUCCUCUCUCUUUGCUGGCACUCUGGUGGGGACACAAUGGCACUCUUGAGUAAGGAUAACUUCUGUUUGUGCUACUUGGAAAGAGAGGAGGUAAAAUAACUAAAGUAAAGGCUAGAAAAGCCAUCUUGCAAUUUAAACCUUUAUGGAAAAUGUGUUGCUGGACUGAGAGAGGAGUGAAGAUGGGGCAGAACCUCAGUCUUCAAACUGAAGAUAUUUGAACUCAUUAAAAUCUUAUUUGGGGGAGGGAAAGAAAACUCCCUUGUAAAAUACUGUGAUAGUUACUUGAAUGACUUGUUCAAAAUUAAAUUGCAAAGUACUAGUGCAACUAAAACCGGUGGGAACAUGGCAUCAGGAUAUUUUAAUGAAGUAAUGGAGUAAAAUAUAAUGAAAACUUCUAAGCUUCUUUUUGACUAGAAAAAUACGUUGUGAAACUGUAGUUGUUUGUAUAUUGUGUAUAGAAAUUAUUUAAUUGUAUAUAUCUCAAUAAACAUUUUGAUAACUAAAAUCAAUCCAGCCUACUCUAAGUAUAGAUUUUUCCAUUCUAGUGUUUUGAGUUGGAAGUGGAAAUACAUUUCACUGUUGUGCUCACAUCUUGACUAGUAACACUGCACUGCAAAAUGAUAUUGGUUAAUGAAUAACAAUAUCUCAAACAACCUUUCUGGCUCUUUUGCACAGAGUAAUAUACACGUUUUAUGUAAGCAGUCGAGACAUGAGAGAAAAGUGGUUUCUCUUGAAAUUAAAUAAGUGAUAAGAAAAGGACUGUUAGAUGCUGAAUAUGCUUAUGGAAUCGGUUACUCUAAGCCUGAGUGGAAUGUUGUUCAGUAUAACUUUACUUUGUGAAUGUUCAGUAAUCAAACCAGGUGUGAUAACUAGCUUGCUUCUGUAGACUAAAACAUCAGAUUGGGCACAGU